Molecule: messenger RNA, 426 nt
Organism: Glarea lozoyensis ATCC 20868
Lineage: Eukaryota; Fungi; Ascomycota; Leotiomycetes; Helotiales; Helotiaceae
Exons: 2
Coding region: 1-426 (141 amino acids)
Biological process (GO): mitotic sister chromatid cohesion
Cellular component (GO): Ctf18 RFC-like complex
Source: RefSeq, a predicted model, not a curated record
AUGUCAACUCAAUACGCCAAUGACAUCCCCUUCACAGCAAGCAACAAUCAACAGGCAUUCAAACUCCUCGAACUACCUCCCGACCUCCUCGCCUUGCUAGAAUCAGACAACCCACCAAUUCUCACCAUAACCUCCUCACCAUCCACAAGCACAACGCCGGGCCACGCAAUCCUAACCUCCACCCCCUCAAACUCAACCAUCCAAAAGACCUACCUCCUCCGCCAGAAAAACACUUCAAACCCGAUAAUGAUCCUCACGCCCUCCACCACCUCAGAAGAUGACGACUCUAUCCCUAUCCCGACCAUCACAGCUAUAUCUAAGACGUCCGAUACGAUUGAGUUGAUCGAACAAGUUGACGAGAAAAAAGUCGUUGCAAAGGGGAAAUGGCAUGAGAAGUUCGCGAAGAGCAGGGAGGGGAAGAAAUGA